Messenger RNA from Anopheles maculipalpis, 1596 nucleotides. RefSeq names its product cytochrome P450 4c3-like. Bases 1 to 1596 code for a protein of 531 amino acids. Gene Ontology annotation, molecular function: iron ion binding; heme binding; oxidoreductase activity, acting on paired donors, with incorporation or reduction of molecular oxygen. Lineage: Eukaryota; Metazoa; Arthropoda; Insecta; Diptera; Culicidae. The record is from RefSeq and is a predicted model, not a curated record. The transcript has 5 exons.
AUGAGUUCGAUUUUGUGGUCGGAUCUGAUGCCCAAAGCACUACAGCUGUUAUCGCCGACGGCUUGGAUAGUGAUGCUGGGCGUAGUUGCUUCCGGUGUGAUUUUUCACCGUCAGCGGGCGGAGAUAGUGAAGCACAUCAAUCGCAUUCCGGGACCACCGGCACUCCCAUUGCUGGGCAACAGUUUGCAGUGGUUGGUUGAUCGCGAUGAAAUGUUUAGCACGAUCAACGGAGCAAGAGUGCUGUAUGGACGCCGGCAAGGUUUUAACCGUGUCUGGGCCGGAUUAAAACCAUACGUACUGAUCUCGAAGGCAACUGCCGCUGAGAAAAUUCUUUCCAGCACCAAGAACAUUGAAAAGGGACGCGAUUACGAUCUGCUGAAACCGUGGAUCGGGACGGGUUUGCUGACGAGCCACGCUGCAAAAUGGCACCAGCGUCGUAAGAUGUUAACGCCAACCUUUCACUUCAAGAUACUGGCCAACUUUGUCGAGGUGUUUAACAAGCAGAGCUUCGUGCUGGUCCGACAGCUGGAGAAGCAGCUCAACAACAGUGAGGGAUUCGAUUGCACCAUCUAUGCGACGUUAACAUCGCUUGACAUUAUCUGCGAGACGGCCAUGGGUUAUCCUAUCCACGCACUGGAAAAGUCUGAUUCCGAAUACGUGAAGGCACAUGAGAAAAUUUCCGAAAUCAUCCUAGAGCGCUUGCAGAAGUUCUGGUUGCGUCCGGAUUUUAUUUUCCAAUUUACCAAAGCUUACAGCGAACAUGAGCAUUGUUUGAAGAUACUGCACGACUUUGCCUACAGUAUGAUCCACAAACGACGAGAAAUGUAUCGACAGCGAAAGCAGGAGAAGUCUAUGGAGAAAUCUGGGUGCUCGGCCGAAGCAGACAUCGAUGAUACAACGACUGGUCAGCGAAAACAGCUCGCUUUCUUGGACCUAUUGCUAGAGCUCUCGGAAGAUGGUCAGAUACUGUCCGAUGCCGAUAUACGCGAAGAAGUGGACACAUUUAUUCUGGGUGGACAUGACACAACUGCCACGGCAUUAUCCUGGAUUCUAUACCUCCUAGGCACGGAACCAACCGUACAGGAGCGCGUCUUCCACGAGAUAGACGGCAUCAUGGGCGGUGAUAGGGAACGCUACCCAACAAUGGCAGAGCUCAAUGAGAUGCGAUACUUGGAGUGCUGUUUGAAGGAAAGCCUGCGACUCUUUCCCAGCAUACCAAUGCUAUCGCGCACGCUCGCCACAAGCGUAGACAUCGAGGGACACCACAUUCCGAGUGGCACGAAUGCCGUCAUCAUGCUUUACCAGCUACAUCGCGAUCCACAGUACUUUCCCAAUCCGGAGAAAUUUAAUCCCGAUCGCUUCUUGCCAGAAAACAGCACCGACCGUCACCCCUACUCGUACAUUCCGUUCAGUGCAGGUCCGCGAAACUGCAUCGGACAGAAGUUUGGUGCGCUGGAAGAGAAGGCGGUGAUAUCGGCGGUGGUGAGGAAUUACAGAAUCGAAGCGGUGCAACGUCGUGAAGAUUUGGUACUGUACGGUGACUUGGUAAUGCGUACCAAAGGAGGUUUAAAGAUACGUAUCCAAAGAAGAGUGUAG